Messenger RNA from Crotalus tigris (Tiger rattlesnake), 2840 nucleotides. RefSeq names its product growth arrest specific 2 (gene GAS2). Gene Ontology annotation, biological process: actin crosslink formation. Gene Ontology annotation, cellular component: actin filament. The record is from RefSeq and is a predicted model, not a curated record. Gene Ontology annotation, molecular function: microtubule binding; cytoskeletal adaptor activity; actin filament binding. The transcript has 8 exons. The coding region runs from base 285 to 1226 and encodes 313 amino acids. NCBI's taxonomy places the organism in Eukaryota, Metazoa, Chordata, Lepidosauria, Squamata, Viperidae.
GUCGCUUGUUGGCACUUUGGAAACUUUGGGCCGGCCUUUGCGCGCGCAGCCCAGCUUUCGCGCAUCAAUCUUGGCUUUGAACUCGGAUAACAAAAUCUACCUCCGCCCCAAUAAUGAACGCCUACAUUAUUAUUAUUUUAAGAGCAGGCUUGUGCGGUUGGUAGGCAGGCAAAAUCAAUGUAUACGCUACGUGCGUGAGGGAGAUGCCUGAUUUUUAAACUGUAUGGUUCCUGAAGGCAGUCCAAAUAGCUCUGGGAAGAUCAGGUACCAUCAGUGGCUAAAGGAUGUGCAGUUCCCUGAGCCCAAAGGCCCGAGGUCCUGGCCUCUCCGAUAUGCAUCAGUACAGUCAGUGGCUGGCCAGCAGACACGAGGCUAAUUUGUUGCCAAUGAAGGAAGAUUUGGCGCUAUGGCUGACAAACCUGCUGGGAAAAGAAAUAACAGCUGAAUCCUUCAUGGAGAAAUUGGAUAAUGGUGCUUUGCUCUGUCAGCUAGCAGAGACUUUACAGGAGAAAUUUAAAGAAAAUUGCAUUGAAGUCAAAUUUGGAAAGAAAAUGCCAGUGAGGAAAAUUCCCUGCAAAGCCAAUGCUCCCUCUGGAUCUUUUUUUGCACGGGACAAUACAGCAAAUUUCCUAUCCUGGUGCAGAGAUGUGGGAGUGGAUGAUACUUGUCUCUUUGAAUCUGAAGGCUUGGUCCUCCACAAGCAGCCCAGAGAAGUGUGCCUUUGUUUGCUUGAGCUUGGAAGGAUUGCAGCCAGGUUUGGUGUAGAGCCUUCUGGAUUGAUAAAGCUGGAGAAAGAGAUUGAACAAGAAGAGACGCUUUCAACUCCUCUUCCUUCUCCUUCCCCUUCCCCAACAAAGUCACCUGGCAAAAAGAGCACAGGAAAAAUCCUGGACGAUGCAGUCAAACAUAUUUCUGAAGAUCCGCCUUGUAAAUGCCCUAGUAAAUUUUGUGUGGAGCGCCUUUCACAGGGAAGAUACAGAGUUGGAGAGAAGAUCCUUUUCAUCAGGAUGCUGCACAACAAACAUGUAAUGGUUCGUGUAGGAGGAGGAUGGGAGACGUUUGCAGGAUACUUGCUGAAGCAUGACCCCUGCCGAAUGCUGCAAAUAUCCCGGGUGGAUGGCAAAACCUCCCCCAUCCAGAACAAAUCUCCAACUAUCAAGGACCUGAGUCCAGACAGUUACCUGGUGGUUUCUGCUCAUUACAAAACCAAAAAGGAAAUUAAGUGAAAUUGCCUUCUCAUUUCUUUGCGGGACUUGGUAUAUGUAGACCCACACUAUUCUUCAUGUGUAGUCAAAUUAGUUGAGGCUUUGAAAGGACUUCUGGACUUAACAUGCAGACUGGAAAUGACAACCCAUUUCAUGGAUUGUUGAGCGGUAGAACUAUUUAUUUCUAGUACUGUGCCUUUUCUUAGCAAGUUACUCUUGGUAGGUUAAUUAUGAAAACCAGAUUUUUUUAAGACAGACAUAUUUUUAGCCUAAUUAUUACUCUAUGAAUGUACUCGUAGGUUGAUUAAAACAAUAUGGCUCAUAUUAAAAAAACCGAAAUGGUAGAAAUUUGAUUGAAAAAGCAGUAGGUAUGAUUCCCAAUAAUUUGCCACAGCAAAUAGUUAUAUUCAGCUUAGUAGGAAAAAAGCGGGGCUGGGGAAGGAUAAUGUAAUAGGAAAAACAUCUGUCUUAGGCCUGGAGAGCUAAUAGCAUAAUAGACAAUGCCAGAGAAAUAUAUUUGAAUGGCUUCACCUAUUUUGUUCAAAGAAAAACAGUUCCUUGUUUGUGAAUUAUAUCACGUACAACUCCAUUGUUGUUUGUAAAACAUUAUUCACGGGUUAACAUUUAAAUAUGUGAACAGCCAAUUUCAUUUCCUCAACACAUCAAGACAGGUCACUACAGAUUCGCUGUAUGUAUCAAAUUGAUGAGUUUAUUCCAGGCUGACUCGUAUAUUAAAGGAAGCUGAUCUAUACACAUAUUCAUAUUAAACAAAUGGGACAUCGUUUGGGAAAAUAUAUAUUUGCAUCAGGCAGACCCAUAUCCAUAAGUAACUGCUGGAUCAAUAUGAUAGCCCAUCUACAAAAUGAAAUUAAAAAGAAAUGAUAGAAAUCCUCUGUGAAUGAGAGGCUAAUGCUUGUUUUGUUUAUUCAUAUCAGAAAAUAGCUUAUACUGAUAUAUACUGUGAGUUUGCCAAUUAUGUCUACCUCUGGCAUGUCUCAAAUAAUGUCAAUAUUGCUGGAGGCUCUAAAGCAGAAUGACAAGCCCCAUUUGGGAGCUGGUUCACUGAAAUAACAACUUUCCCUCCAUUCCAAACCCAACACUAAUGACAUGGUAAAAACACAACAAAGAUUCCCAGAAAGCCAGGAUUCAUGCAGUAGGUAGAUCAAAGUUAAUAUUUUAACUACGUUAAUAGUUGCAAGAAAUAGAUAAGAGCAUCUUUGUAUUAUUGAGCUUUUAGAACCAGCAGAUGUUUUGAAAUUACAUACUUCUGUGAAAAAAUAUUGGGGAUGGUUUUAAGUUUCCAAUUUCAUUCAGGAUUGUUUUUCAUAUUAAACCUCAGAUACAUACAGACUGUUGACCCAGUGGGAUACUCUCUCCUUCUGAAUUCCAUUAUAUUUGGACAUAACAGGAAAAAAAUGAAAAUAAUAUGUGCUAUUCUCUGUAGAUAAAUAACAGGAAGGGGAUUGCCAUAUAUAUCUCUGUGAUAUAUACAAAUGCUGGGGUUUGGGUUAUAUGUUUUGCUAAUUUUCCUUGACUAUACUUGAUAACUUUGUGCCUUGCUAGGAAAAAAAAAAAUCAUUGUUCAAUAAUUAAUUGAAUGAUGACUGUAUAAAUGAUGUGAUAAACUGAAAUCAC